AAAAAUCCCUUCUUUUUUUUUCCCUAGCAAGAAUUUGACAGGAGAUAGGUGGAUUCCAAAAGAAAAUGGCUGAAGGUCAGUAGCACUAGACUCAACUCCAUAAGCUAAGCAAAAGGUUAGGGUUACGGUGUCGACUACUCCAACAACAAUGUUCGGAGGUCAGACUUCUUCCUCCGCCUUCGGCACUCCCUCUUCCACUCCAGCAUUAUUUGGUACUCCGUCCAAUUCAACCCCAGCUUUCGGCACGCCGUCAACUUCCUCUUUCAGCACUGGCUUUGGAUCCUCACUAUUUUCAACACCAUUCUCACAACAGCAACAACAACAAACUUCCUUAUUUCAAACACCCCAGAGUUCGGCUUCUCCCUUCAGCUUUUCCACACCACCCGUUGCUUCAUUUGGUCAACAACCUAAUUUCGCUAAUAAUGCUCAAUUAACUACUCAGAUGGCUCCUGUUGCUCCCCUCCCUUUCUCUCUCGCUGAUAGGGAUUUACAGGCAAUUGUUGAUGCGUACAAGGAGGAGCUCGGGAACACUAAGUAUGCUUUCAAGCAUCUUUUGUUCAGUGUAACGGAACCUCAAUAUAGGACAAAGCAUGCUGGUGUAUCUGAUAUUAUGUGGGCAGAGGCAAUGGGCAAACUUGAAGGCAUGGAGAGUACUGAUCGUGAGCGCUUGUGGCCUCAGCUUGUUCACGGCUUCAAGGAUCUCUCCGA
Molecule: messenger RNA, 708 nt
Organism: Nicotiana tabacum (common tobacco)
Lineage: Eukaryota; Viridiplantae; Streptophyta; Magnoliopsida; Solanales; Solanaceae
Source: RefSeq, a predicted model, not a curated record